AUGAUGAAGAGAUUGUUGCUGCUGAGGCUUCAGGAGUCCAGAUUGAUCAACCAGAAGUGCAUGCACCUACUGUGGCCAUUCACACUUCACCAGUUGAGCUCGCACGGCAAGCUCGAUCGGCAGUUGAGCUUCACCUUCCUACCAAAGGUCAAGGAUCAAGGGAAAUUCACUCUCCCUUGCACACUUGGGCAUCUUGAGAUUGACAAUGCCUUAGUGGAUUCUGGAGCAAGCAUCAAUCUGAUCUCUCUCUCCAUGGCAGAGAAGCUAGGCAUUGCUGGAGCCUUGCAGCGCCCUACUACUUCAAUCAUGUUUGGAGAUGCAACUUCUAAGUCUCCUCUUGGAGUGUUCAAGAACUAUCACUUGAAAAUUGGAGAAUGCAUCAUCCAAACUGAUCUCACUGUGAUGGAAAUGGAAGAAGAGAAGGACUUACCUCUGUUAUUGGGAACCCCUUUCCUUAGUACAGUUGGCGCUUCAAUUGACUUUUACAAGCAAGAAGUGAUCCUUCACAAGGAUAAGGAUGAGAGAGGACCAAGGAUUGAGAAGCCACGUCUUGAGAGGGCUAGAGUUGAGAAACCACGAUCUGAUAGGCCAAGAGCUGAGAGACUUGUUCAAGCCCCUUGUGUGCUUGAUGAAGAGAGCCUUCAAGCUUUGUUUGAUGAGCCACUAGGAAGGGCUCUAAAAGAAGGGGAGGAUGCAGCCUCUAAGGCAAGACCAGGUGAUAAAAGAAAGGAUCCACCAGCUCAGGCCCCUUCAGUCAAGCCAUCUCAGCUCACAAUGACCUUGUUCCCCACCAAGUUUGAAAAUGGGAAGAUUGAGUACAAGAUAAGGUACAAGGGGAGAUCAAGGCCAUUCUCUAGAGCCAAGGCCUUGGUGACUUCAGAACAGUCCAGGGACCCAACCAAGCUAAAGGAGCUUCUGUCUCAAGUCCUCACUAUCACCCUUGAUGGUGGGACUAGCUCAACCAAUGCCUAG
Messenger RNA from Microthlaspi erraticum, 972 nucleotides. The record is from the annotation of a GenBank genome assembly. NCBI's taxonomy places the organism in Eukaryota, Viridiplantae, Streptophyta, Magnoliopsida, Brassicales, Brassicaceae.